CCCCCGAAGAACACCAACUCAUUCACAGCAACAGCAAAAAUACUCUCAAAAGAGUGAAAAUAAAUAAAUAAAUAACAAACAUGACGAAAAUUGGAUCGGCUCAUAAUGUGACCGUCUUAGGUUCGGGGGAGACGACAGUUGUCCUCGGCCAUGGUGUUGGCAGCGACCAGUCAGUAUGGAAGCAGUUUGUCCCACACCUUGUGGACGACUACACCGUCAUUCUCUACGACAACAUGGGUGCAGGGACCACCGACCCCAACCUCUACGAUUUCAACCGUUACUCAUCCAUCGAUGGCCACGUGGAAGAUUUGAUCGCCAUUCUGGACGAACUCAAAGUCGAGGGAUGCAUUUUCGUCGGGCACUCGCUGUCCGCUUUGGCGGCCGCCAUGGCCUCGAUUUCCAGACCCAAACUCUUUCGUAAAGUGAUCAUGAUUUCCGCUACCCCGAGAAUGGUAAACUCGGAGGACUACUACGGAGGCACCGACCAGGAAGCGGUCGACCAUAUGCUGGCCGCCUUUGAGAAGGACCCCACAUCUUUCUACUUGGACGUCGUGGCCCCACGAGCGGUGGGCGGCAGCCCGGACUCGGUGGCCGUGGAGGAGUUCAGAAGAACCAUGGUUAAGGAGCGGCCGCACAUUGUCUUACACAGGGCCCGCUGGAUAUUGUCUUAUGACCUGAGGCCAUACCUCGGCCAAAUAACCGUCCCCUGCCACGUCAUCCACAGCUCCAAGGACACGAUGGUGCCGGUGGAGGUGGCUGAGUACAUCCACCGGAGCCUGGGCGGGAAGUCGGUUUUGGAGGUGAUUCCGACAGAGGGUCACUUGCCGCAUCUCAGCUCCCCGGAGCUCAUAAACCCGGUGUUGCUCCGCCAUAUACGGACGGAUAUCUAGUUACUUUAUAUUGAAUCCUUUUCAUUGAAUAAAAAUGAUCCUUGUAGUCUGCUAUACGCCAGGACAUCUUGUAGCGUUUGAUGUUGAUCCUUUUCAUUGAAUCAAGAUUGUUCUAAAGCAUAAUAACUUGUCACGUUAAACAACUUAUAAUUAAGUCAUUGUUGAAUUGGUAGGGGUAACUCUUUC
Molecule: messenger RNA, 1076 nt
Organism: Striga asiatica
Lineage: Eukaryota; Viridiplantae; Streptophyta; Magnoliopsida; Lamiales; Orobanchaceae
Source: the annotation of a GenBank genome assembly